ACCUUCAUCGCUACAGCUUCAAUUCGUUGGUUUCUAUACCCGUCCCUUCUUUCCUGCACAUUCGUUCAUCAAGUCCGUUCACUGUGUGAAGCCGGCAGACAUUCUUUCAUUCCCAUCGAACAUUCAUUUCCAUCGAACACCUUCAACCUUUCCCAGAUCAUCUCAAUCUACCACAAUGUACAAGACUCUCGCCUCCACCAUCACUGCCAUUGCGGCUCUUGCUGCUACCGCCACUGCCCACGGCUCCCUCACUGGUGUCAGCCUCGAUGGUGUCUACGAGCAGGGCUACCUUAUUGAAUACUACUAUGCCAUGCAGCAAGGCGGCAAGGUCCCUGAGCACCUUGGCUGGUAUGCUGAGAACCUCGACAAUGGCUUUGUAGAGCCAUCAAAGUUCGGCACUGGCGACAUCAUCUGCCACAAGGCCGGUAGCCCCAAGGGUAGCUCAGACACCAUGGGCAAGAUCGCCGCUGGUGGCAAGAUCGACUUCCACUGGAACACCUGGCCCGCAUCCCAUGUUGGUCCUGUUCUCACUUACGCUGCUUCCUACACCGGCGACAUUCAGGCUGUCAAGAAGGAGGACCUUAAGUGGUUCAAGAUUGAGGGUGUUGGUUACGAGAACGGCGAGUGGGCUGCCGUCAAGAUGAUUGCCAACAACAACACCUGGACCACCACUGUCCCCGAGAACCUUGCCGCUGGCAAGUACGUCUUCCGCCAUGAGAUCAUUGCGCUCCACGCCGCUGGCCAGGAGAACGGUGCCCAGAACUACCCCCAGUGUGUCAACAUUGAGGUUACCGGCAGUGGUACCGAGAAGCCCGAGGGUGUUGUUGGCACUAAGCUCUACACUUCCACUGACCCCGGUAUCAAGUUUGACGUCUACCAAAGCAAGUUGGACAGCUACGUCGUCCCUGGUCCUCCUGCCAUGGGCGCUGGCUCCGGCUCCGGCUCCGGCUCCACCCCUGCCCCCUCCAAGCCUGCCCCUUCAUCCACCCCCUCCAGCUCGCCCUCUGCUCCCUCACCGAGCGCGUCUGCUCCUGCUGCUUCUGUCACUCCCGAGGCUCAGAAGCCCUCUCCUUCCACUGCUCCUUCAAGCGGUAACCUCCCCGAGACCUUCACCCUCGACACCUUCAUCACUUGGCUCGAGGGCAAGGCCAGCAGCUCUGCUAGCAAGGCCCGCCGCCACGCUCGCGCUUUCCUGUAAGCGUUUUCAGGAUGGCUUAUCAUUCGUCACGGCGAUGAGAUAACGUGAUGGAAAUUCUUUUGAGGUUCGUUCGUUCGUUGGAUACGACGAGUGCCUUCGAUUCUUUGUGUAUAGUACAUACCCUUUUUUGUAGCAUAGCGCUCUGAACAUAUACCUUUUCGCCACA
Molecule: messenger RNA, 1364 nt
Organism: Bipolaris sorokiniana ND90Pr
Lineage: Eukaryota; Fungi; Ascomycota; Dothideomycetes; Pleosporales; Pleosporaceae
Product: glycoside hydrolase family 61 protein
Exons: 1
Coding region: 176-1198 (340 amino acids)
Source: RefSeq, a predicted model, not a curated record